Penicillium concentricum is the source of this 708-nucleotide messenger RNA. Its product is annotated as NOPCHAP1/New4 family protein. Gene Ontology annotation, biological process: box C/D snoRNP assembly. The transcript has a single exon. The record is from RefSeq and is a predicted model, not a curated record. The coding region runs from base 1 to 708 and encodes 235 amino acids. Lineage: Eukaryota; Fungi; Ascomycota; Eurotiomycetes; Eurotiales; Aspergillaceae.
AUGACCAAAGCAACGACAAGGUCUGAGGCUGCUGCAAGCAAUCCGUCUGCACGACCUCUCAACUUAACAGACCGCACCGCGUCUCGUCGACAGCGCGCCAACUCUGUUCAGUCAUCCGACUCAGACCCAACCUCAUCCUCGGGCUCAUCUUCGGAGGACAACAGCGAGAGCGAAAGAGAAGAUGAACAACACUCUGACCAAGAAACGGCUCGCACCGGAGAGUCGAGCACCCACGCAAAUUCCUCUGAUCCCUCCUCAUUACCUCGCAUCGCCGGCCGCCCGAAACCGCGCAUACAUCGCAUGAAAGGCGAUUCGGAUAUUUUGUCGCGGCUCAACUCUUUCUUGCCAAAGAUGAAGGAUGCAAAUGAGGAUUUGCAGAGGAAGAUUGAAGCUGGGGAGGCUGGAGAUCUGGUUCUCGAUAAUGCAGAUGAGAAUGGGGAGCAGUACAUUGAAAUGGUAAGGCUCAUGAUGAUUUUGAUGGGCUUUGCUAACCGAUAUCAGGAUCUUGGUCUUGGAGUCUUGGAAGAGAAGCGAGAUGGUGAUUCUUCGAGUGGCGAGGAGAGUGAUGACGAAGAGCAUAAGGGUGCCACUGGGGCUGGAAAGACCGCCCAGGAGAUGAAUGACUCGGAUAUCAUUGGGAAGCUCAUGGGAGGUAAGAAUAAGAAGUCGAAUACGGAUAAGCCGUCCAUCGAGGAGAUGGCUCAGUAG